GCGGGGUCACCAUGGCAGAGCUGCAGCAACAGCAGGCGCAGGAGGCAGUGAACUCCAUGGUGAAGAGUCUGGAGAGAGAGGACAUCCGGAAGAUGCAGGGUCUCAUGUUCCAGGGCAGCACCAGCUGUUGUGAGGACCACCAGGCAUCCAUGCAGCAGGUGCACCAGAGCAUCGAGUGCUGCCAUGUGCCUCUGGCUCAAGCCCAGGCCUUGGUCACCAGUGAGUUGGAGAAGUUCCAGGACUGCCUGGCCCGGUGCAUCAUGCAUUGCAACGACAAAGCCAAAGAUUCAAUAGAUGCCGGAAGUAAGGAGCUUCAGGUGAAGCAGCAGCUGGACGGUUGUGUGACCAAGUGUGUGGAUGACUACAUGCACCUCAUCCCAACCACAACCGAGAAGAUGAAGGAGGCUCUCUUACGAAUUGGGAAAUAAAAGUCUUU
Callithrix jacchus (white-tufted-ear marmoset) is the source of this 436-nucleotide messenger RNA. Lineage: Eukaryota; Metazoa; Chordata; Mammalia; Primates; Cebidae. The record is from RefSeq and is a predicted model, not a curated record.